GUGUAGAACACUUCCUGGUUUGAAAUAGAUACACCACCUUCACAUAAUUUUCUGGAUGUGUUGUUUUACUAAUAAACUAAAAAAUUACAAAAGUCAUUACUAAAUACGUGUGUACAAAAUGUCGAUUUCGUUUCCCCAGUCAGUUGCAUAUAUUUACAGCGAUUCUCUCAUAAAACAAUGCGAUAUUUUACCAACAAUGUUAAACAGAGCGUCAAUUGUCCACAAUCUGAUCGAAUCCUACGGAUUAAUCGACAAGGAUAACCUGUCAUUAGUUUUAAGCCAGGAAGCGACAGAAGAUGAACUGAAGCUGUUCCAUUCAACAAGUUAUAUAGAAUUUUUAAAAAAAGUGAAUAACAUGCUGGACUUUGAUGAAGUCUAUGAUGAACAAGACGAAUACGGUUUAGGUUACGAUUGCCCCAUUUUGCCACAUAAUUAUGACUUUAUUAAAACAAUUGCUGGUGGUUCUUUAACGGGUGCGAAAUUGUUAAACCAAAAGUUAUAUAGGAUUGUUGUUAAUUGGUUUGGAGGUUGGCAUCAUGCUCAGAGAGAUGAAGCUGAAGGAUUUUGCUAUGUGAAUGAUGUUGUUAUAGCAAUCCAGGAACUGACUAAAACUUUCAACAAGAUUUUAUAUUUAGACCUGGAUGUUCAUCAUGGAAAUGGAGUUCAAAACGCUUUCGAGUAUAGCAACAAGAUUUUAACGCUUUCGUUUCACGAAUUUUCGCCAGGAUUUUAUCCAGGAAGCGGAAGCAUAGACGAAGUCGGUUCAAAGAAUGGAAAGUAUUACACAAUCAACGUACCGUUUGUGAAUAUGAUUUCAGAUAAGAAUUAUAUAAAAUUGUUUGAUGCUAUUUUUCCAAAGAUAGUAGAGUGUUUUAAACCAGAAUGUCUGGUUGUACAAUGCGGUGCCGAUGGUUUGUAUGGAGACCCAAUAGGCAAGAAUAAUUUAACAUUAUAUAGUUAUGGACAUUGCAUUAAAAGAGUUUUACAGUGUAAUUUACCGACAUUGUAUCUUGGAGGAGGUGGUUACAAUUUUCCAAAUACAGCCAGACUUUGGGCUUAUCUCACUUCACUAAUUUUAAAGACUGAGUUGGAAGACGAUAUACCUGAUGAUUGUCAAUACUUCACCAAAUUUGGGCCCACAUUUGAAUUACACCUAGACCCAUCUUUCCAAAAGGACAAAAAUGAAGGAUCCUAUAUUGAUACUGUGAUAGACAAGAUAUUGUCAUACUGUGAAUAUAUUGUAUAAGUUCAAUUAAUU
Messenger RNA from Aethina tumida (small hive beetle), 1258 nucleotides. RefSeq names its product histone deacetylase 8. Gene Ontology annotation, molecular function: histone deacetylase activity. The record is from RefSeq and is a predicted model, not a curated record. The coding region runs from base 119 to 1246 and encodes 375 amino acids. The transcript is spliced from 6 exons. Lineage: Eukaryota; Metazoa; Arthropoda; Insecta; Coleoptera; Nitidulidae.